Suillus plorans is the source of this 1304-nucleotide messenger RNA. RefSeq lists its product as uncharacterized. Gene Ontology annotation, cellular component: PcG protein complex; transcription regulator complex. The record is from RefSeq and is a predicted model, not a curated record. NCBI's taxonomy places the organism in Eukaryota, Fungi, Basidiomycota, Agaricomycetes, Boletales, Suillaceae. The coding region runs from base 201 to 1067 and encodes 288 amino acids. Gene Ontology annotation, molecular function: DNA-binding transcription factor activity, RNA polymerase II-specific; RNA polymerase II cis-regulatory region sequence-specific DNA binding. Gene Ontology annotation, biological process: regulation of transcription by RNA polymerase II. The transcript is spliced from 4 exons.
CAUCCACUAGUAACCUCCACAAAGAAUCUCUGUACGAAUUCCAUAAGCGUUUGUCCGCCUAAAAGCACAAUGCCACGACCACAGCAGGGAAUCGUUUAUAUGCCUACCCUAAUACUUACCCAGCACCAUCAUUUGCUCAAGUUGAAUCGUAUAUUCACCUCACAAGUAAUAUCCUCACUCAUAUUCUCAUAAAACCAAUCAUGCCAAAAAUCUACAUUUGCUCUACUGGAGGGCCUGGCUGCAACCAAACUUUUGACAGGCGCGUUGACCUCAAGAGACACGAAGCCAUGCAUCCAAAAAAUAAGUACAUCUGCACCUGGCCUGGGUGUAACUUUGCGACACUGAUUAAAAAAAGCUAUGGCAUCCAUUCUGAUAAACAUGCGGGCAAGCAACGCCACAACUGCCCUCACGAUGAUUGUGACUUUAAAACUCACAAUCCUUCCCUCCUCACGGCCCACCGCAAAAACAUACAUAAGCAUGUUCCUUUGCCGCGCAGUCAUGUUGCACGCCCUGUAAUAGGAUCAUACGAGGCCCACUCGUCAUCCCAGCCUACGGUACAGCCGCUCCCCCCUGCACAGCCCCUGCCCUUUGGCUACCAAUACGAACCCCAAGUCAUGCAACCGGAACCUAUGCCACCCCGACCUAUGCAAUUCCACCCCACCCAAUACCAAUACCAACCCGAAGCCACUCAAUACGAAACCCAAGUCAUGGAACCGGAAUCCAUGCCCAUGCAAUUAAACCUCGCUCAAUACCAAUACCAACCCGAAAUUACUCAUUACGAACCUCAAGUCAUGGAACCGGAACCCAUACCACCCCGACCCAUGCAAUUCUACCCUACCCAAUACCAACCCGAACUUGCUCAAUACGAACCUCAAAUCAUGGAACCGGAACCCAUUCCACCCCGACCCAUGCAAUUCCACCCCACCCAAUACCAACCUGAACCCACUCAAUACGAACCUCCCCAACCUGACCCCAACCAGUUGUUGGGAGUCAUAUAUGGCUCAACAGAUACCGCGGACGACUACCAUGUACACCGGAUCCGCGAUGGCCCCCAAUGGGUGGACUGAGGGGUGCAUGUGUCCUGAAUUGAUGUAGAGACGCCCUUCGGAGAUGCUGGAGUAUGAGUAUAGGUGUGAUUAGUCUCGAGAAUCAAGAAUCACUUUGUGGUACCAUUUCUUUCUUUCUUGGUGACGGUUUCUCUUCGGUUGUUCGUUCGUUUAUGUAUCAUGAUUCAUGAUGGACUCUGAGCGCCCUUCCACUCGUUGACGUGUUUUAUUUAUCACUUUGCGAUGUUUUCCCUAGAG